CGUACAUCCAUCCGACGAUAAUUCCCAACGUCAUCACCUGCUCACUCUCACACAUCAGACCUGCACGCUUCCAGUCCGACGACCCCGAUAGCACAGAACCCGCCUGGAAAACACCGCGCACCAUGCCUAUGGAGAAGUACCAGUUUAUGAGCAAUGUCUGGAGGGAUGGCAUCUUUGACAACAAAGUCGUCUUCUGCACCGGCGGCGCAGGCUCAAUCUGCUCGGCCCAAGUCCGCGCCAUGGUCGCCCUCGGCGCAAACGCCUGCAUCGUCGGACGCAACGUAGAGAAGACUGAGAACAUGGCAAAGGACAUCGCAACCGCACGCCCCGGCGCAAAAGUAAUCGGCAUCGGCGCCAUCGACGUGCGCAGACCUGAACUCCUCCAGCAAGCCGCCGACCGAUGCGCCAAAGAACUCGGCAGCCUAGACUUCGUCAUCGCAGGCGCAGCAGGAAACUUCCUGGCGACCAUCGACCAGAUCAGUCCGAAUGCCAUGAAGAGCGUCAUCGACAUUGAUGUGCUGGGGAGUUACAACACAGUCAAGGCGACGCUACCUUAUCUCAAGGAAUCAGCCGCGAAACACAAGACAGAUGGAACGACGCAGCCGGCUAACGGCACAGGCGGACGCAUCAUCUUCGUGAGCGCAACACUGCACUACACAGGCACACCCCUCCAAUCCCACGUCUCCGUCGCAAAAGCAGGUGUAGACGCCAUGGCCAUGUCUGUCGCCAUUGAGCAAGGCCCCCGCGGCAUCACAUCCAACAUCAUUGCUCCCGGACCCAUCGCUGAGACCGAAGGUAUGGCGCGGCUGUCAAAGUCGGAUGCUAAGAGCAAGGUAGCUAAGAGCGUGCCAUCGGGUCGCUUUGGCUCCGUCAAGGAGAUUGCUGAUGCUACUAUCUAUCUGUUCUCUGAUGCGGGUAACUUUGUCAACGGCGAGACGCUGGUUGUGGAUGGCGGCGCGUGGCAUACCGCGGGAUUUUCGGGUGGGUUCGAGUAUCCGGAUUUCUUGCUUAGUGGGGAGAGUGUUACGGGGGUUAAGGGGGGGAAGAAGAGUAAGUUGUAGGUUGUAGACUGUAAAGUCUGAUAGACAUGGAAUUUGAACACCAUUUUGCGUGCUAUAAGGGAGCCUAAUCUUGUGAGUCAUGAUUUUGGACAAUGCCAUGGAGCCAUGGAUAGGUUUCU
Messenger RNA from Alternaria rosae, 1180 nucleotides. RefSeq names its product peroxisomal 2,4-dienoyl-CoA reductase-like protein SPS19. The coding region runs from base 123 to 1061 and encodes 312 amino acids. Gene Ontology annotation, biological process: fatty acid catabolic process. The transcript is spliced from 2 exons. Gene Ontology annotation, molecular function: 2,4-dienoyl-CoA reductase (NADPH) activity. The record is from RefSeq and is a predicted model, not a curated record. Lineage: Eukaryota; Fungi; Ascomycota; Dothideomycetes; Pleosporales; Pleosporaceae.